UACCCCGGUUGCAUCAUGCUUGUAGGAAACACAGUGAGUGGUAAUCCCCCGUCUCGAGGAUGCUCAGAGCUAUCCAGUGUCUGUUCAGUGUGUCUCGGGAGGUGAGCGUGUGCGCUCAUACCAAUAUCACCAACUCAUUUAAUUCAGAGCAAGGAUGCCCACCGCCGUCGAUGUGCGCACCAUACUGAGCACUGUCUUUAACUUUUUCAAAACAAGAGCCAACCAGGUAUGUGCUGCCACCUGCGACGGUCUCGUCCUCAGGAUGCACUACCGCUGGACCUUCUGUGUCCUGCUGGGUGGUUUCCUCACGGUGUGGUACUCCUGGUAUCACCGUGAAGUCAUCACAUGCGUGUCGCACUUCAACGCAGACACUCAGGUCCGCCUCGACUACGUCAACAUUUGUCUCUCAUACCCUUAUGUUGAAAACGACAGUUCCAGGAGAUACAUACUCUUCUACCGCUGGAUAGCUUGGUCCUUUUUCAUCCUGGCACAAGUGUAUUACAUCCCACGUAAAGUAUCUAAGAACUUCGACAACGCAAGAUGCAAGAAACUUUUAGAAGACCUUGCCGCCAACGCUCACAGAUAUGACCAGGCUGAACAAGAACUGGUGGAGAGAGCCGCCAGAUAUAUCAUCUUUAAUCUCAAUACUCACAAUGGCCUCUACUGGAAAUAUCUUUCUGUCAAUGUAUUGGCAUUAUUUGUUGACAUUUUUGCUAUGCAUUACUUUGAUUUCAUACUUCAGGGACGAUUUAUUCAGUAUGGCUUUAAAUCUUAUCCAUUUAUCAGAGACCCUCAGAGGUUCACAGAUUACAUGUCACAGACAUUUCCCCCAUUCGUCUCCUGUGAGAUUAGUCGUGAACACCAACUGGUAAAUAGGCGAAUAGAGAAGCUUGGAUGUCACCUCACUAUUAUGGAGCUGUACGAGAAGGUAUUUCUGAUCUUGUGGGUGUGGAUGAUCUUCCUGACCUUCGUCACCUGUUGCUACAUUAUCUUCCUCAUCUUAAUGUGGGUUCCCUACGUGCGAGUUUACCUUCUCCGCACUGCCAAGCCAGCCCAUGCCAGCAGUAAAGUUGGAAUGGUCAUACAUGCAGUGGCAAAGAACUGUAAGAUUGGUGAUAUUUACCUCUUGUACCGCUUGAAGGGUCACUUGAGCCAUGCCAGGUUCUAUGAACUGAUGACACGGCUGUCGGAUUCCAGACUAUUCAACGCUCAGACUCGACAAGAUCCACCCAAAGUAAUCCCAGACGGAAAGGAUAAAAUUACAAACAACCAAAUGGAUAACCUGAGGAACCGGCACCCUAAUAUGCCCAAAGAUCCGCCAGUGAAUCUCGAAUAUCUGCACCAGAUCCUAGAAAAUCCUGAAACGAUGCAGAAACAUCCACAGCAUCCUGCCCAGCGUACUCCAAUGGUCUAGCUCGUAGAACACCAGCAUAGUCAUGUCAAUUACAGAGUUAUUAUUGUUCUAAAGAUUCCAUAUGGAUUGAUCCCCUAUGAAAGACUGAAUGAACAUCAGGCUCGGUGUUGCCACAAGAGCUGAUGGGUAAUAAUGUCCUGUCGUGCCGCUACCGAGACGCUGUUGUACCGCAGUUUGGUGAGGCUCGGAAAUUUUGUGCUCCAUCGAUGAUGAUGAUGAUGAUGAUGAUGAUGUAGUAUGUUUCCUCACUCCUAAAGGACGCCGGGAAAAUUAUGGACGAUAUAAUCACUCUCUUUAGUAUAUCCUCUUACAGCUCAGCGCUCGGUAAACGUCAAAUUUAAUAUCGUUGUGAUUUAAGGAACAAAAGAACAAAUUUCAGAAUCUGGCGUUCGGUUUUUAUUAUUUAUUACUUCAUGGCCAGAGCUGUUGAAUUUAAGAGAGUAGAAAGGUAAACCCACGCGAGGGAGGCCUGGUCAUGGACCGGGCCGCGAGGGCGUUGAUUCCCGGAAUAACUUCCAGGUAACCUCCAGGAGCCGUGUAGUCUCUCACUGCUGUUAGCAUUACAUAAAAGAAAAUCAACUAGAAGAUGUGGGAAGUCUCCCUGACUCUCGCAAAACAAAGAGUUCUUCACAUUCUGGGAAAAAAAAUUGCUAUAUAAAUAAACUACAAACUCACGUCCUACUGUACGUUAUUUCCUGUACAUGGAUGCCAAUGUAUAAGAAAACUUCAGACCUGCUGUGGGUUAUAGUCUAUGAAAAAUGCCAUAUAAAGAAAUUUCAGUCCUACUGAAUUAAUAGAUGAUGCCAGUGGCAUCAUAAAAUACUUCUCAUGUGCUCAAUUAAAAUGCUGUGAUAUUUGUAUUAUACUUAAGCGACCCAUAAAAAUUGGGCUCUUCUGAUGUAUUUAUUGCUCUCGUGAGCUCGAUAAAUAAAUUUUAUUGUGUAUAGCGUGUUUAAUACUCUGUUUACAUAAUGUAAGAAACCGAGUUAUUUGUUUUGAAUUU
Molecule: messenger RNA, 2417 nt
Organism: Cherax quadricarinatus
Lineage: Eukaryota; Metazoa; Arthropoda; Malacostraca; Decapoda; Parastacidae
Product: innexin inx2
Cellular component (GO): gap junction; plasma membrane
Molecular function (GO): gap junction channel activity
Source: RefSeq, a predicted model, not a curated record